CCUCACCUGCCGCCCGGGAGGGGGCGGGCAUUGUUCACCGCUACCGCCGAGCCGGGCCAUGGGGGCCGCUCGGCACCCCGGGCCGGGCCUGGCGAGACCACUGCGUCGCCGCUGAGGGGGUCCCGCACACAGCCUGGCGGUGCAGGUGAGGUCGGCCGCGCCAUGGUGGAUCCAGUGGGCUUCGCCGAGGCGUGGAAGGCGCAAUUCCCGGACUCUGAGCCGCCGCGUAUGGAGCUGCGCUCGGUAGGUGACAUCGAGCAAGAGUUGGAACGCUGUAAGGCCUCUAUCCGGCGCCUGGAGCAGGAGGUGAACCAGGAGCGCUUCCGCAUGAUAUACCUGCAGACACUGCUGGCCAAGGAGAAGAAGAGCUAUGACCGGCAGCGCUGGGGCUUUCGGCGCGCUGCGCAGCCCCCUGACGGCGCAGCUGAAGCCCGAGCGCCCGCGUUGCGCCCGGCGCCGGUGCCCGCCGACAGCGCGGAUCCGCCACUAGCCGAGGAGUCCGAGGCCCGGCCCGACGGAGAAGGAUCCCCAGGUAAGGCUCGGCCUGCGACCGCCCGCAAGCCUGGAACCGCCACUUCCUCUGACCGGGAUGAGCGGGGACCCCCCACCAGUGUGGCGGCGCUUAGGUCCAACUUCGAAAGGAUUCGCAAGGGACCUGGGGCUGCGGACACUGAGAAGCCCUUCUACGUGAAUGUCGAAUUUCACCACGAGCGCGGCUUGGUGAAGGUCAACGACAAAGAGGUGUCUGACAGGAUCAGUUCUCUGGGCAGCCAGGCCAUGCAAAUGGAGCGCAAGAAGUCCCAGCAAGGUGCGGGGCCGGGUCUGGGGGAUGCACCCAGGCCCCAUUACCGCGGGCGCUCCUCAGAGAGCAGCUGUGGCCUCGACGGCGACUAUGAAGAUGCUGAGUUGAACCCUCGAUUCCUGAAGGACAACCUAAUCAACGCCAAUGGCGGCAGCAGACCCCCUUGGCCGCCCUUGGAGUAUCAACCCUACCAGAGUAUCUACGUCGGGGGCAUGAUGGUGGAAGGGGAGGGUAAGGGCCCGCUUCUGCGCAGCCAGAGCACCUCAGAGCAGGAGAAGCGCCUCACCUGGCCCCGCAGGUCCUACUCCCCCCGGAGUUUCGAGGACAGUGGAGGUGGUUACACUCCGGACUGCAGCUCCAACGAGAACCUGACCUCCAGUGAAGAGGACUUCUCCUCUGGCCAGUCAAGCCGGGUGUCCCCAAGCCCCACCACUUACCGCAUGUUCCGAGACAAGAGCCGCUCACCUUCGCAGAACUCGCAGCAGUCUUUUGACAGCAGCAGCCCACCGACACCUCAGUGCCAGAAACGGCACCGGCAGUGCCAGGUGGUGGUGUCUGAGGCGACCAUUGUGGGUGUCCGCAAGACUGGGCAGAUUUGGCCCAGCGAUGGGGACAACACCUUCCAUGGAGAUGCAGAUGCCUCAUUUGGAACAUCACCUGGGUACAGCUGCGCCGCAGACCGAGCUGAGGAGCAGCGCAGGCACCAAGAUGGGCUGCCCUACAUCGAUGACUCACCCUCCUCCUCUCCCCACCUCAGCAGCAAGGGCAGGGGCAGCCGGGACACUCUGGCCUCAGGAGCCCUGGAGCCCACCAAAGCGAGUGAACUGGACUUGGAAAAGGGCCUGGAGAUGAGAAAAUGGGUCCUGUCUGGAAUCCUGGCUAGUGAGGAGACUUACCUGAGCCAUCUGGAGGCACUUCUACUGCCCAUGAAGCCUUUGAAAGCUGCUGCCACCACCUCUCAGCCUGUGCUGACCAGCCAGCAGAUCGAGACCAUCUUCUUCAAAGUGCCUGAGCUCUAUGAAAUCCACAAGGAGUUCUAUGAUGGGCUGUUCCCCCGAGUGCAGCAGUGGAGCCACCAGCAGCGGGUGGGCGACCUCUUCCAGAAACUGGCCAGCCAGUUGGGUGUGUACCGAGCCUUUGUGGACAAUUAUGGGGUUGCCAUGGAAACAGCAGAGAAGUGCUGUCAGGCCAACGCUCAGUUUGCAGAAAUCUCUGAGAACCUGAGAGCCAGAAGCAACAGGGAUGCCAAGGACCCAGCCACCAAGAAUUCUUUGGAAACCCUGCUCUACAAGCCUGUGGACCGGGUGACAAGAAGCACGCUGGUCCUUCAUGACUUGCUGAAGCACACCCCUUCCAGCCACCCCGAUCAUUCCCUGCUGCAGGAUGCCCUUCGCAUCUCACAGAACUUCCUGUCCAGCAUCAAUGAAGAGAUCACACCCCGACGACAGUCCAUGACAGUGAAGAAGGGAGAGCACCGGCAGCUGCUGAAGGACAGCUUCAUGGUGGAGUUGGUAGAGGGCGCCCGCAAGCUGCGCCACGUCUUCCUGUUCACCGACCUGCUCCUCUGCACCAAGCUCAAGAAGCAGAGUGGAGGCAAAACCCAGCAGUAUGACUGCAAAUGGUACAUUCCGCUCACGGAUCUCAGCUUCCAGAUGGUGGACGAAUCAGAAGCAGCACCCAACAUCCCACUGGUGCCAGAUGAGGAGCUGGAUGCAUUGAAGAUUAAGAUCUCCCAGAUCAAGAGUGACAUCCAGAGAGAGAAGAGGGCAAACAAAGGCAGCAAAGCUAUGGAGAGGCUGAAGAAGAAGCUGUCAGAGCAGGAGUCGCUGCUGCUGCUCAUGUCUCCCAGCAUGGCCUUCAGGGUACACAGCCGCAAUGGCAAGAGUUAUACAUUCCUGAUUUCCUCUGACUAUGAACGAGCUGAGUGGAGGGAGAACAUCCGGGAACAGCAGAAGAAGUGUUUCAAAAGCUUCUCUUUGACAUCUGUGGAGCUGCAGAUGCUGACCAACUCGUGUGUUAAACUUCAAACCGUCCACAACAUUCCACUGACCAUCAACAAAGAAGAUGAUGAAUCUCCUGGGCUCUACGGGUUCCUGAAUGUCAUUGUCCACUCAGCUACUGGGUUUAAGCAGAGUUCAAAUCUGUACUGUACCUUGGAGGUGGAUUCCUUUGGGUAUUUUGUGAAUAAAGCAAAGACGCGUGUCUACAGGGACACAACUGAGCCAAACUGGAAUGAGGAGUUUGAGAUAGAGCUGGAAGGCUCCCAGACCCUGCGGAUACUGUGCUACGAAAAGUGUUACAACAAAACAAAGAUUGCCAAAGAAGACGGCGAGAGCACAGACAGGCUCAUGGGGAAAGGCCAAGUCCAGCUGGACCCCCAGGCCCUGCAGGACAGAGACUGGCAGCGGACCGUCAUCGCCAUGAAUGGGAUUGAAGUGAAACUUUCUGUCAAGUUCACAAGCAGGGAAUUCAGCUUGAAGAGAAUGCCGUCCCGCAAACAAACAGGGGUGUUUGGAGUCAAGAUUGCCGUGGUCACCAAGAGAGAGAGGUCCAAAGUGCCCUACAUCGUGCGCCAGUGUGUGGAGGAGAUUGAACGCCGGGGCAUGGAGGAGGUGGGCAUCUACCGUGUGUCUGGAGUGGCCACAGACAUCCAGGCGCUGAAGGCAGCCUUUGACGUCAAUAACAAGGAUGUAUCAGUGAUGAUGAGUGAAAUGGAUGUGAACGCCAUCGCAGGCACGCUGAAGCUUUAUUUCCGUGAGCUGCCUGAGCCCCUCUUCACUGAUGAAUUCUACCCCAACUUUGCUGAGGGCAUUGCUCUUUCAGACCCUGUUGCAAAGGAGAGCUGCAUGCUCAAUUUGCUGCUGUCCCUCCCAGAAGCCAACCUGCUGACAUUCCUCUUCCUUCUAGACCACCUGAAAAGAGUGGCUGAAAAGGAGACCGUGAACAAGAUGUCCCUGCACAACCUCGCUACAGUGUUUGGUCCUACACUGCUCCGGCCCUCAGAGAAAGAGAGCAAACUCCCUGCCAACCCCAGCCAGCCCAUUACCAUGACUGACAGCUGGUCCUUGGAGGUCAUGUCCCAGGUCCAGGUGCUGUUGUACUUCCUGCAGCUGGAGGCCAUACCUGCCCCAGACAGUAAGAGACAGAGCAUCUUAUUUUCCACUGAAGUCUAAAGGCCCAACAUCAUCUCAAGAAGCCAACAGAACAGCCUGGGAACCUGUGGUGAAACGGGCCAUCUGAAGAGUGGGAACCGAACCUUCAUGAGGUGUAACUGGGCCAUUCCCAAGAGCCAGGCCAUCUGCCAAGAGACAGUACCCAAAGUAGAAGGCCAGGUGGCUGGCACAGAUCCCGUUGGUCUGCAAACACGUCUGGCCUUGGACUGUGGUUUUUCCAUGCCGCCACCAGAGGGCGCCCCAAGCCAGCACGUCUUGGCGUGCAGGCCUGGCUCCAGGGAGAGAAGGCGGAGUGGUUUUUAUGAACUUAAUUUAUCAGAGUUUAAAAGAUUUCUACUGGAUCUCUUGUCAAGAUGCACCCUCUCCAGGGAGAAGGGAACACCACCAGAUUCCUUCAUUAUUGUGUCUUGAAUAAACACUGCUGCUGCUUUA
Molecule: messenger RNA, 4407 nt
Organism: Marmota flaviventris (yellow-bellied marmot)
Lineage: Eukaryota; Metazoa; Chordata; Mammalia; Rodentia; Sciuridae
Gene: Bcr
Product: BCR activator of RhoGEF and GTPase
Biological process (GO): intracellular signal transduction; protein phosphorylation; positive regulation of GTPase activity
Cellular component (GO): membrane
Molecular function (GO): guanyl-nucleotide exchange factor activity; protein serine/threonine kinase activity; GTPase activator activity
Source: RefSeq, a predicted model, not a curated record